AACUGUCUGUGCUGUAAAUGUAGUCUGAGAAUCUCUGUCGAAGCUUUUCCUCAUUUCUGAAUAUUUUAUUAUUAUUAUUUUAUUUUUAUUAUCUCUAAAAUGGAGCCAUGUCGCAUUUAUAUGCAUGUAUAAAACGGUUGUCUGAUGAAGAGGUCCUGAUUAAAGGUAUCAGCUGUGUACAGUGGCACUGCAAAACAAGGUUAGACUACGAUGACAGCCAGUACUGCAAACUAUCUUUGGUCCCUCGAAGAUGUUCUGGGUCAGGGGGCCACCGCAAGUGUCUUCAAAGCCCGUAACAAAAGAACAGGUGAAGUGGUUGCGGUGAAGGUGUUCAACACGGCCAGCUUCAGCAGACCCUACGAGGUCCAGAUGAGGGAGUUUGAGAUGCUGAGGAAGCUGAAUCAUGUCAAUAUUGUGAAGCUUUUCACCGUAGAGGAGAUGCACUUGAACCCCAAGCAGAAGGUUCUGGUGAUGGAAUAUUGUUCUGGAGGAAGCCUGCUGAAUCUACUGGAGGAACCCGAGAAUGCUUUUGGCCUGUCUGAAUCCGAGUUCCUCGUCGUGCUACAGUGUGUGGUCAACGGAAUGAACCAUCUGCGUGAGAACGGAGUGGUCCAUCGAGACAUUAAGCCCGGCAACAUCAUGAGGCAGGUGGCGGAGGACGGACGCUCGGUCUACAAGCUCACGGACUUCGGUGCUGCUCGGGAACUUGAGGACGACGAGAAGUUUUUGUCCAUCUACGGUACAGAGGAGUACCUGCACCCGGACAUGUAUGAACGUGCAGUGCUGAGAAAGCCCCAGCAAAAAACCUACGGAGUGACGGUGGACCUGUGGAGCAUUGGGGUUACUUUCUACCAUGCAGCCACUGGCAGCCUACCUUUCAUCCCGUACGGAGGACCCCGCAGGAACAAACAGAUCAUGUAUAAAAUUACUACCGAGAAGCCUGAGAGGGCUAUUGCAGGGGUGCAGAAGGUGGAGCACGGACCUAUAGAGUGGAGCUACCAGCUGCCCCACAGCUGCCAGAUUUCUGAGGGGCUGAAAAUGCAUCUGGUGCCAGUCCUAGCCAACAUCCUGGAGGCCAACCAGGAGAAGUGCUGGGGUUUCGAGCAGUUCUUUUCUGCUACCAUGGGCAUCCUUCAACGCGUCAAAGUGCACGUCUUCUCUCUUCAGCAAGCCACAGCCCAUACCAUCUACAUCCACUUUCAUAACAUGGCUUCGAUCUUCUUUGAAGAAGUCCAAGUGCAGACCGGGAUUGAUAUAGAAGCGCAGCAGUAUCUGUUCCAGGGUCACCAGCUUGUCCUGGAGCCCAACAUGAAAGUAAUCAACAUGCCACCCACCACCGGAGAGCGACCCAUCCUGCUGCUUAGCAGACGAGCCGAGAAGAUUGCAGCGCUGCCUCCAAGGGAGCCCGAGACACCGACUAUGCCCUCCAGGUUCGACGUUGUGGCUGACCACACUUUCUCAAGGACCAUAGUAGGAGUGAUUCACCAGUAUUUACGGAUAGCGCGUGUUCUACACAAGCACCAGGAGCUCAUUCUGCAGGGAUUCUAUAGUCAUGUUGAAAGUGCUCGUAUCGAGUGCAGUAACUCAGCACACAAGAUUUCUAUGGUGAACAUGAAGCUGCUUUCCUGCCUGAACACAGAAGAGACACUGGAAGCAUUCAGAGGCCAGUUUCCACGUGACUAUCAGCAUCCACCUGACAACAUGCAGAAGCUCAGACGGAUCCAGGAGAGUCUUCCAGUCUAUGGCAGCAGCAUCGGAGAGUUCCAGAGUAAAUUUCAGCAUCUGCAUAUAGAGCUGGCCAAACAUUCAGAGACGCUGUCUCAGGACAAGAGCAUAGCCAAGAUGGAGGUGCUUUUGGGAAAGAUUGUGGCUGUGCAUCAGCAGUAUCGGAAAGAUCGGCAAAUCGGCAAGCUCAACUACAACAACGAACAGAUUCACAAAUUUGAAAAGAUUAAUCUGUCGGUUUACAUUAAGAAGGUGAAGGCUCUGUUUCGUGAUGACUGCCUGCAGAAGUAUCAGGAGGUCCUGGCUGCAGUAGUGAGCUGGAGCAGUGAACUGUACGAAAUGCAGGCAAAGUUAGAACACAUGAACGGUUUGUUCUUGCAGCUGAUCAGAGAUCUGCAACUGUGUGAGAGCCUUCAGACCAAGGUCUUGGACAGAGUGUUGACCACAGCUCUUCCAAAAACAUCUGGAGCAGAGGCUGUCGAAGAACUGAAGAAUAGAGACCACAUGAUCUUGAGGAUGAAGAGACUGAGGGAAGAGAUGGAAACAGUGGCUAAAGAGCUUCAGAAUAACAACAGUAUAAUAGAAAGUUUUAAAGUGUUUAACUCUACGCUGGUCAUGGAGGCCGAUUUACCAACUCCAAAUGGAUCAUAAGGAUCUUCAAGUACCCCGCCUAAUUUCUGACCUAAAGAACUUCAAAUCAGACCUGGGCUGGGUAAACAGAAACGUAGGAAUGUAGAAGACAACGAAAGUUCAAACCUUAGGGCUCCUGUUACAUGCUGUUCUGAAAAACAGGUUCCUUGCAUCUGUCUUGAGUCUCCAAAGUUGCUUAUGGAGGAACCACUGGAACUUUGCACAUCUACAAGAGGUCGCUGAUUAUUCCAUCCUGAUCACUGAUCAACUAGUGACUAUAAACCAAUGAUCAAAGCAAACUACCAUAGACUUGAUAAGGGUUCAUAAAGUCUUUUGGAUCAAUGCUCAUGUAUCUUACAGAAAGGCGAAGAUUUGUGUUUUAGUUUUUGUAUUUUGUUUAUGCAUUUUCUCCCUUUUAGCACGUCCAAUUGCCCGAUUGCGUCAUGCUUCCUCUCCACCAAUGCCGAUCCCUGCUCUGAUUGAGGAGAACGAACCUAACCCACGCCCUGUCCGACACGUGGGCAGCAGCCGUAUGCAUUUUGUCACCUACACUUGACGAGUGCAAUGCGGAUCAGCACUGUGUACGAAGAGACGCACCCUGACAGCACUCUUUUCCCGUCUCUGUGCAGGCACCAUCAAUCAGCCAGCAGAGGUCGUAAUUGCAUUAGUUAUGAGAAAGUCCCUAUUCCGGCUUAAUACCACACCCCUAUCUGAACAACAGGCCAAUCGUUGUUUAUGUGGUUGCUCAGCCCAGCCGACAGGCAGAGCUGAGAUUCGAUACGAUGUAUUCGAGAUCCCAGCUCUGGUGUUCCAGCGUGUGUUUUUAUCGCUGCGCCACCACAUUUUCUGCAAAUGUGAAUGUAUAGUUACGUUAAAUUUAAUGUACUGUGAAAAAAAAAGUACUAGCAGGUAUUACAGCUUGCAGUUGCUUUUUUGGGAUGGCAUGGUGGCUCGGUGGGUAGCACUGUCGCCUCACAGCAAGAAGGUCCUGGGUUUGGUUCCCAGGUGGAGCGGUCUGGGUCCUUUCUGUGAGGAGUUUGCAUGUUUUUCCUGUGUCUUCAUGGGUUUCCUCUCAGUGCUCCGAAGACAAAGCCCCCCCAGGUAUAAGUGUGUGUGUGUUUGCCCUGUGAUGGACUGGCAACCUGUCCAGGGUGUUUCCUACCUUUCGCCCAGUAAAUCGGACCCACUGCGUCCUUUGAGUUUUUGAGUCCAUUGAAUUUUUUCCCCCAAUUUAGGCCCCAUUCCUGAUUGAGGAGAGCUAACACACACACCCCUGACUGCUGACUGCUUAUUACUUACAUAUGGAGAUUCGUAUUCUUCAAGGAGAGUCAAGCAUUGAUCUCCGUUAUCCCCAGUCUCUGUGCAGGUGCCAUCGAUCAGCCAGCAGAGGUUGUGAUUGCAGCAGUUAUGAGGAAUCCCCUCUGGCCCUCCCACCCAUGGACGAGCCAAUGUCCGUAUAGGCACCCAGCUGGCUGGUAGCAGAGCUGAGAUUCUAACUCUAACUGAUGGGCUAGUGGUAUAUUCUUCUACCAAGCGUCCUUACUUUACAGAUUCCUUCACAACCUUAAAGUAACUCAUGAAAAUACAUUAGCCUUGAAGCAAAAUACAUUAUGAAGUUUGUUACUAUUCAUGGUGCCUACUGGUUUGCUUUAAUCUUGCCUUUAAAUAUAUGUACAUAAGUGUAUUUUAGUAUAUAAUAAAUGUGAUGUC
Trichomycterus rosablanca is the source of this 4065-nucleotide messenger RNA. It is a transcript of the gene ikbke, whose product is annotated as inhibitor of nuclear factor kappa B kinase subunit epsilon. Gene Ontology annotation, cellular component: cytoplasm. Gene Ontology annotation, molecular function: protein serine/threonine kinase activity; ATP binding. The record is from RefSeq and is a predicted model, not a curated record. NCBI's taxonomy places the organism in Eukaryota, Metazoa, Chordata, Actinopteri, Siluriformes, Trichomycteridae. Gene Ontology annotation, biological process: peptidyl-serine phosphorylation. The transcript has 22 exons. Bases 211 to 2376 code for a protein of 721 amino acids.